AUGUUAGAACCGGACAUAAGUGUGCUCGAAGGAUAUGAUGCUAAAUCAAUGAUGUUAAAUCAUCCCACAUCCAAGAACGUUCGAUUACUCGUUGAAGUGGCUUUAUCAUCGCUUAAUAUUGAUCGUGAAUUAAAAUAUCAGAUAUACGUGGAACAUGAUAUACUUGAGUUCUGGAUCGUUGAUCUUGUUCAUUUUGUCGUUCAUGUUUACAAACAACCAAAUAAAGAAUCAAGAUUAUACGAAAACGUUCAAACAUACACACGAGGUCAGCGCAUUCGAACGUUAUCUGUUGAAGUUAGCAUCGAUGAUUUUUUUUUAUAA
This is a messenger RNA of Didymodactylos carnosus, 321 nucleotides long. Lineage: Eukaryota; Metazoa; Rotifera; Eurotatoria; Philodinida; Philodinidae. The record is from the annotation of a GenBank genome assembly.